Molecule: messenger RNA, 1566 nt
Organism: Postia placenta MAD-698-R-SB12
Lineage: Eukaryota; Fungi; Basidiomycota; Agaricomycetes; Polyporales; Adustoporiaceae
Exons: 8
Coding region: 1-1566 (521 amino acids)
Biological process (GO): isopentenyl diphosphate biosynthetic process, mevalonate pathway; ergosterol biosynthetic process
Cellular component (GO): peroxisome
Molecular function (GO): ATP binding; phosphomevalonate kinase activity
Source: RefSeq, a predicted model, not a curated record
AUGGCUACUACUGCAAUCUCUUCGCCGGGGAAAGUGCUCCUCGCUGGUGGAUAUCUCGUGCUAGACCCCGCAUACUCGGGCGUAGUGGUGUCGACGAGUGCGCGAUUCUACACGGUUGUCCAAGAUCUCGACGAAGCGACGACGGUCGCACGCGCAAAGGCGGACCGCCCGAUUGAGAUUCGCGUGCGAUCGCCUCAGUUCGUUAAUGCGGCAUACACCUACUUGGUGUCCUUCGACGUCGACGGGGUGCACGUAGAGCAGGUUGCAGAUAGCGCGUCCGCGUCGUUCACGAAGAACAAGUUCGUACAUCUCGCGCUGCAGCGUACGAUCGCACUCGCCAUAGAGGCAAGAGGGGCGGGGACUUUGCAGAACAGACUGGGUUACGGCCUAGACAUCACCAUUGUUGGAGACAAUGACUUCUACUCUCAGAGAGCACAGCUGACCUCAAGGAACCUUCCGCCGACGCUUGCUUCACUCUCCCAGCUACCCCCCUUCAACCACACCGGCGUGCGCCUCCCGGAAGUGCACAAAACAGGCCUCGGCUCCUCCGCAGCUCUCAUAACCUCCCUCGUGUCCAGCCUGCUCGUGCACCUCGGCGUUGUCGCACGCGAUUCAUUCGACAACGACGCAGAAGGCGGUACCGCUUCUGCAAGCGAAGGACGCCGGCUUGCGCACAACCUCGCGCAGUACGUACACUGUCUCGCACAGGGCAAGGUCGGCAGCGGCUUCGACGUCUCCGCAGCAGUCUUUGGCAGUCAACUGUACACGCGCUUCGACCCCGUUGUGUUGGGAUCAUUGAUGAAGGAUGAGUCGACAAACGAGGCGCUCCUGCCCGUCAUCUCGCCGUCGAACACAGCAUGGAACUAUCGCGUAGAGCCGUUCAAGCUACCCCCGUUGACACGGCUGAUGCUUGCGGAUGUGGACGCGGGCAGCGACACGCCGUCACUAGUGGGGAAGGUGCUGAAAUGGCGCAAAGAGGCCGCCACAGCAGCAAACGCGCAUUGGGACGCGUUGGAUAAGGUGAACCACGCGCUUAGCGAGACGCUCCUCAAGCUAUCAGAAAUGCAUGCGCGAGACGCCACAGCGUAUGCCAAGGCCGUCAAGUAUCUCUCGACCCUGCAGAGCGUACAGCAUCUUGAUCAGUGGCUGGCGAUCAACCCGAACAUACCACCCGCGACGCAAGAAAUGAUAGACAUCUUCGCGGAGGCACAUCGCCUGUCCGAAGACGUGCGAGCCAAGAUGCGCGAAAUGGGCAAGCUGUCUGGCGUCCCGAUAGAGCCACCGGAGCAAACUGAGCUACUCGAUGCGUGCAUGUCGGGUGCUGGUGUUAUCGGUGGCGGUGUCCCUGGAGCUGGCGGCUACGACGCGAUCUGGCUUCUUGUACUCGACCCGACAAAUUGUCCGCCGCAGGAACUACCCUCAAGCCGCAUCGAAGGUGUGUGGGCCAGCUGGAAAGGGCUUGAUGUCUCCCCGCUGUCUGCAUCCGAGAGCGUUGCCAAGGGUGUGCGACUUGAGACUGUCGACCAAGUCAAUGGGCUGAGACAACUCCUCGAUGCACCAUGGUGA